UCACCAACAUCACCAUCAUCAACAUCAUUUCAUUUCCACUUCUACUCUUUUCACAAUUCGUUUCCUCUUGCACUAAUUUCACAACUAAUUCAACCUCUAAUUAGCACAAUCACGAUGAACUCACAAGACAACAUUCCCACAAGAAGAUCACCCAAAAGAGAACUCCAACUCCAAGGCCCUCGUCCCACACCUCUUAGAAUCAACAAGGACUCCCACAAGAUCAAGAAGCCACCGGUGGCGCCCCCGCCGGCACAACCGCAAGCUCCGCCACGCCUACCGGUGAUCAUCUACACGGUCUCUCCUAAAGUAAUCCACACCACACCAAGUGACUUCAUGAGCCUUGUUCAACGCCUCACCGGCUCUUCUUCUUCUUCUUCUUCUUCCUCUUCUUCUGAUAAGGUCGCAACGGACCCUUUAACCGGCGACAAAGGACACAUCCCUGUGUCGCCGGCGGCCCGUUACGCGGCAAUAGAGAUGGCUAGAACAACCCAAAGCAUCAAACACAACCCUAGUGAGAAUAGUGGUGAUGUUGGAGGGGUAGAAAUAGUGGGUCAUGAACGACCAAACAUGUUUCAUGGGAUUUUGUCCCCGGGACCAGCUUCUUUGUCUCCCAUUCCUUCGAAUUUCUUCUCGCCACCUUCGAACGAUCCAAAUAACAUGGUUAGUUUCUUUAAUGAUUUGAGCCCCGUCCUUCAUGGUAACAGAAAUUUUAUGGAGGGUGCUUUCUUCAUGCCUAGCCCUUCAAACUUUGUUUCACCUCAUCGUAUGCCUUCCAUUGACCUAUUCAAUGUCUUCUCCGAUUAAUUAAUUUAUUGAUUUCGUUGUUGAGUUGCUUUAGACUUCCCCAUAUACACAAAGAUAUGUGUGUGUAAUUUAGUUACUUUGGUGGGAGUAGUUUAAUUUCAUACUAUGUGAAAAGCUAGGUGACCUAAAAAAAGGUGUAGAAUGGGAAUUUAAUUGUUAUUCUUUUGGUGGGUAGCUAGUUUCAAACUUCUUUAAUGGAUUCUUUUCUUUAUUGAUUUCUUUAUUUUUUCUGGUUUUUUGAUACAACAUUAAUGAAUUUAUUUAUUAUUGGACCAUUUUGUG
Molecule: messenger RNA, 1086 nt
Organism: Cajanus cajan (pigeon pea)
Lineage: Eukaryota; Viridiplantae; Streptophyta; Magnoliopsida; Fabales; Fabaceae
Product: nuclear speckle RNA-binding protein B
Cellular component (GO): nucleus
Source: RefSeq, a predicted model, not a curated record